Onychostoma macrolepis is the source of this 813-nucleotide messenger RNA. RefSeq names its product olfactory receptor 52D1. Gene Ontology annotation, biological process: G protein-coupled receptor signaling pathway. Gene Ontology annotation, cellular component: membrane. Bases 1 to 813 code for a protein of 270 amino acids. The record is from RefSeq and is a predicted model, not a curated record. The transcript is spliced from 2 exons. Lineage: Eukaryota; Metazoa; Chordata; Actinopteri; Cypriniformes; Cyprinidae. Gene Ontology annotation, molecular function: olfactory receptor activity.
AUGGAGAAUCUGACAUACAACAGCAUUAUUUUGCAAUUAGAAGGACUGAAGUCAUCAGAGCAGGCCAUGUAUCCUGUAUUUGCAUUCUUCCUGCUUUUCUAUGUGAUAAUUAUGGUGUCCAACAUUGGAAUAUUCAUUCUCAUAACAGCACACAGAAGCCUACAUGAACCAAUGUACAUGCUCUUCUGUAACUUGCCAUUGAAUGACAUCCUUGGCAAUUCCAUCAUGGUUCCUCGGCUGCUAAUGGACAUUCUAAAGCCACCAUCUGAGCGCUAUAUCAGUUAUGUUGAGUGUGUUGUUCAAGCGUUUUCUACGCACACGUAUGGCACAACCUCUCAUACUAUACUAAUGAUAGGCCUUACUCUAAGGCUCAACCGUUGUAGAACUUUCAUAUCAAAUCCUUUUUGUGAUAAUGCAUCUUUGUUCAAGUUAUCUUGUGAGGAUGUGACUGUCAAUAACUUGUAUGGGCUGAUAUACACAGUACUGCUGUUUGGUUCUUCUAUGGGAAGUAUAGCGAUUACAUACAUUAAAAUAACCGUUGUUUGCUUAAUAACUAAGAGUAAAACUUUGAACAGCCGUGCACUGAAAACCUGCAGCACUCACUUGGCCCUCUAUUUGAUUAUGCUCAUCAGUGGGUUUAUUGUUAUAGUGCUACACCGCUUUCCUGCCUAUUCAGAUUACAGGAAAUUGUCUUCCCUGCUGUUUCAUAUCAUUCCAAGCAUUUUAAAUCCAAUCAUUUAUGGGCUGCAGUGCUCUGAGAUUAGACACAUCCUGAUACAGGUGGUGCACUUAAAAAGAAAAGUGGGACUAUGA